Messenger RNA from Chara braunii, 1563 nucleotides. The record is from the annotation of a GenBank genome assembly. NCBI's taxonomy places the organism in Eukaryota, Viridiplantae, Streptophyta, Charophyceae, Charales, Characeae.
UGAGCAAGUAGGGAGAGAUCUGUUCAUUGACGGACUCCGCAGUCGAAUGAUAAGGGCUACGUUGCGAAAGCAAUUUCCCCCCAUCACUCAUACGCUACAACAAAUUAUGGCUGUUGUGGAAGAAAUGGAACGGAAGUUCACGGCGAACUUCCUGGAAGGAGAAGACUUCCCUAGAGACGGAGACUCGACCGAGCUCGCACGAGCAAGAGCAGAACUGGCUGCUUUGCAGAACAAAUUUGAAAACAUGGGAUUUGUAUCAGGACCUGUCAUCUAUAUGGAACAGAUAGGCCCCAAACGAGUAAUCCUAAGCGAGACUCCGAGCAUCUCUGCUCCUAUGAUGCCCCCGCCCGUCAGGGCGUUACCCCCGCCACCAGCUGAGGCUCCCGCGCGAACAAACGAAUCAGUGGCCAUUUUUGAACUAACCAAAACCUUGAUUGGUUUGAUCAAAGAAAGCAAAAAGGAGCAGCGAGAGCACAAUGCUCGGCUAGAAGCCAUGAUGAGGAACAUGCGACCCAUUGCGGGAAUGAUCAACUUCUGCGUGAUCGUGUACAUGGACGACAUCCUGGUCUAUUCGGAGACCUAUCACGGACACGCUCAACACAUCGAAUGGACAUUGGGAUUACUGAGAGACGCUGGGUUCAAGAUUGCGCUUGAGAAGAGCGAAUUUUUCCUCUCGGAAAUUUCGUUCCUGUGCUAUGUCGUGACGCGUGGAGGAUUGCGGCCAGACUCGAGAAAAGUUGCGGCGGUGAAGGAAGCUUCGGUUCCCACGUCACUGACGCAGGUUCGAGCCUUCUUGGGAUUGGCGUCGUACUACCGGCGCUUCAUCAAGGGCUCUGUCGCGAUUGCACGACCACUAACGAAUCUGUUACGGAAGGACCAGCCUCUCAGCUGCGACGCGGAGUGCCAGCAGGCCUUUGCAACCCUCAAGGACGCUCUGGCAACGGCUCCUAUUUUGACUCGACCAGACCCCUCGAAGCAGUUCAUUCUCAUCACGGACUGGCAACCGGAAGCUAUUUCCGCUAUUUUAGCACAGAAGGGGAACGAUGGUCGUGAACACAUCAUCGAGUACGCGUCACGAACCGUACCGAACGAACGAAGAAACGACUCCACACCUCAGGUGGUCGGCUUGUGUAGAGGGAGCCGCAGAGCGCAUCCCGCCGUCACAACAACAAUAUUGGACCCCCGGACGGUUCGCGAUCCUGCCUUCUUCAGGCAUCCUACGGGGGAGCAGCUUGCGACCAUUCGAGAAGAAGAGGAGGAGGAAGAGAGUGACGAAGAUGAAGGCGGGCUGGAAGAAGGCAGGGAUAGCGAUGAAGAGCUCGGGGAAGAAGACGAAACCCCCGAAGAGGGAAGCUAUAGUGAGCAUAGCGAGGGGAACAGAGCGAAGAAGAAGAGGACGAGGAAGGAGAAGAGGAGCACGACGAAGAGCCUACUGGAUCGGGGUGGGAAGCCGUGCCAGAAGAAGCGCUACGUUCGGGUACGGAAGCAGAAGAUCUCGAGGCGGCCCGCAAAAGAGAAGAGAUCGUGGCCGGGAAGGAGUUAGAGCUCGCAAGCGCGGCGAGU